UUUGUUUCGGCCCAGCGUUUUAUCAUUUAGUCUUUUUUCUUUUAUACCAGUAUAAACACUAUUUUAAAGUAAUAUGGCAGACGAAGAAGAUCCAUGGGGUUUCGACGAUGGCGGCGAUGAACAGGCGGCAUCUUCCGCCCCAGCCACCGAUGCUCCACCCUCCAAGGCACCCAGUGUAGCACCUUCUGACCACAAGUCCGACAGCGUAAUCGUGGGUGGAACCCCGGCCAAUGAGGAGGCUGCCCCUGUCGAGGAAGAAGCCCCAUUACCUCCUCCACCUCCGCCAGAAGAUGAUGGUUACAGGAAACCAGUGCAAUUGUACCGGCACUGGGUUAGGCCCAAAUUUCUCCAAUACAAAUAUAUGUACAACUACAGAACCAAUUAUUAUGAUGAUGUAAUUGACUAUAUUGAUAAAAAACAAACUGGAGUGUCGCGUGAAAUACCAAGACCACAGACGUGGGCGGAGCGUGUCCUUCGUACACGAAAUAUCAGUGGCAGUGGCAUUGACUCGUAUGCUCCAUCGGCAAAGAGGGACAAGCAAUUAAUCCAAACAUUGGCGGCCUCCAUAAGAACUUAUAAUUACCACACCAAGGCAUACAUUAACCAAAGGUAUGCCAGUGUCCUUUAGUAAGCGUAAGAUACGCACUUUAAUUUAAUAAUAGAAUCCUUAAAAAGAUGAACACUCGUAGUUAAUAGAGAUAUUAUAUUAGGCGUUUGUAUAUCUGCGCAUCUCCGCCUCAACUUUUAACCUUAAAAAUAAGAGGUUAAUAGUUUCAGGUACCUCUCUUCAAAAAGAAAUAAUUAUAUUUUGUAUAUUUCUUACAAGCGUAAUUUCUGUUAAUAUAUUUUUAUAUAUAUUUACAUAUAUUAACACAACUUACCUCUCAAUACAUGGUAUUUUUUAAGAUUAUUUACUUCGUUUCUAGUCAAGUGAAUAAAUUAAAAAACUAAUUUAUAUU
Molecule: messenger RNA, 959 nt
Organism: Drosophila bipectinata
Lineage: Eukaryota; Metazoa; Arthropoda; Insecta; Diptera; Drosophilidae
Gene: fln
Product: flightin
Source: RefSeq, a predicted model, not a curated record